Molecule: messenger RNA, 1827 nt
Organism: Corvus hawaiiensis (hawaiian crow)
Lineage: Eukaryota; Metazoa; Chordata; Aves; Passeriformes; Corvidae
Gene: TMEM106C
Product: transmembrane protein 106C
Exons: 8
Coding region: 164-949 (261 amino acids)
Source: RefSeq, a predicted model, not a curated record
CGGGGCUGCGGCCGUGCCGAGCCCGGGGCGCGCGCUCGUGGCGGGAACGUGGCGCCCCCUGCCGGAGGGCGCUGAGGGAAGGGAUCCUUGCGGCAAGGGGUCCGUGAGGGCGGGGGGGUCUCCAAAGGGGGAGGUGACAGAACUGUCCCCAUCAGCCGCCACCAUGGGCUCUGUGCUGUCCCUGUCUGCUGCCAGCGCUGCCUCGAGCCAGAGGAAGGCUGAGGAUGAGGAGGAUGAGGAUUUAUCGGACAGCCAGGAGCCCGUGGAGGACGUGGCCAAGAUUCCCUACAUGGAAUUCACGGGCCAGGACAGUGUCACCUGUCCCACCUGCCAAGGCACUGGCCGCAUCCCCACAGAGCAGGUGAACGAGUUGGUGGCUCUGAUCCCCUACAGUGACCAACGGCUUCGUCCUCAGAGAACGAAACUCUAUGUCCUGCUCUCAGUGCUGCUCUGCCUGCUGCUGUCUGGCCUGGGCGUUUUCUUCCUCUUCCCCCACUCAGUCCUGGUGGAUGAUGAUGGCAUUAAGGUGGUCCAGGUGUGGUUUGACAGGAAAAACUCUGCUGUCCUCCUGGCCAUCACGGCCACCCUGAGGAUCAGGAAUUCCAACUUCUACUCGGUGGCAGUGAGCAGCCUGAGCAGCCAGGUGCAGUACAUGAACACCGUGGUGGGCAGCCAGCAGCUCACCAACGUCUCCAGCAUCCAGCCCCUGAGGGACAAACUGGUGAAUUUCACCGUGAAGGCAGAGCUGGGUGGAUCCCUGUCCUAUGUGUAUUUUUUCUGCACUUUGCCCAAGGUGAAGGUCCACAACAUCGUGAUCCUCAUGAGGACCUCGGUGAAGCUCUCCUACAUUGGCCACAGCGCCCAGAGCUCUCUGGAGACUUUCCACUACCUGGACUGCAGCUCCAACUCCACGGCCCCGCUGCUCCCCCUGGCACGAGGGGCACCCUGACGGCGCCCGGGGGCACAGAGGGGCCUGAAGCCACCUCAGACUGGCAGCAGAGGGACCGUGAGUGGCUCUGCAGGGACAAACCCGGCAGCUCUGGGGCCUUUUGGAGCCCUGCUGGGGGUUGUUCCUUCCCUUCCUUUUUGGGAAGGAGUCUGGAGCUUUCCCUCCUGAAUUAGGGGCUGAAAUCCCGAAGGUUUCCAGUGGUUUGCACCUGUUUUGGAAGCUGGGCACUGUCAGGGUGUUUUGGGGGAAAUGAAUUUAUUUUUUUUUCAGGGUAAAUAAAUUUAUUUUCUUGUUCUUGAGUGGUGGCAGCACCUCAGGACCUCAAAAAGGGACAAUUCCCACUGGGAAUGUGCCUCUGUCACACCCUGGAAGGAGGCAGAGGAACCCAAAUCUUUGGAAUGAGCUUUUUCCUCCUUUUCUCCCGUGGCUCUGACCUGUCUGGCAUCCAGAGGCUCUUCCCUGGGGUUUGAGAUCUGGGAAUUGGCUGCUUUUUGUGCUCCACUUCCCAAAUCAGCAGUGAUUUGAGGGAGUUCUGUGGGAGGCUGGGAUUCCAAGGCCUCCCUGCCGGGAGCUGGACAUUCCUGCCGGCUGCUAUCCCGAGGAAAAUCCAGCUGGCAGCUCGGCCCCCGCAGCCCUUUGGCAUUUUGCCCCUUUUUGGGAGGUUUCUGCUGGAAUUUCAGCCCUCGUUUCCCAUGGGAUUUGAGAGCCAGGCACAGCCACAGGUGAGGGAAUCCUUCCUCAGUGGAAAAAUCCCCUGAUUUUUGGGUGACAGUGACAUAAAAUCCACACUUUGCUCCCUUUUCCAAUGAGAGAUUCCUGCCGCAGGAAUCAGCGUUUUUAGGGCUGAAUUAUUCAUUAAACCUGAUUUGGAUCUUUCA